Penicillium brasilianum is the source of this 2521-nucleotide messenger RNA. Lineage: Eukaryota; Fungi; Ascomycota; Eurotiomycetes; Eurotiales; Aspergillaceae. The record is from the annotation of a GenBank genome assembly.
AUCGACAGGACCUCAAGGGGCAAUUUCCUUUUGUCUUCUUUGAUGUUCCCGACCAUGGGAACUAGGGAGUUACCAAGGUCAGGCUACUGAUUGAGUUUAUCUCGAUUCCCUUAAUCGGUCACGCAUGAUUCAAGCGUUGGCAGGAGCUUGUCGUCGCCAACUGUUGCUGUGAUCCUACGGGCGCCCCCGAAUCAUCGUAGCCCCAGCUGUAACGAAGCAAAGGGCAGGAACCUUCAUUCCUAGAAUCCAAAAAAGAUGCAUUUCAACCUGCAGAAUCAGUUGAGGCUGGGAUCCUUCUGCUCAUCGCUAUUAUCAUUUCUUUGCAGCAAUGACCAGGCUCAAGUCGCCCAUCACCCAGCCCGGCCACCAUCGUACCCGCUGGCCGUUCGCAACCCAUACUUAUCGACAUGGAUGCCAGCAGACCGAGUUGAUCAGCUUCCAUAUGCGGAAUCCCAGUUUUGGGCAGGCCAAGAUCUUGGUUGGUCUGUGAUGGUGCGUAUCGAUGGUCAGGCGUAUAGUCUGAUGGGCGUCUCCAACCUGGAGACCAACUCAAUUCUCCCUGCAACCGUGCGGCGCACCGAGUUCACAUCAACUCAUUCGCUGUUCGAUCUUACCGCCGGAUCGGUGUCGCUCACAUUAGACUUCUUUUCCCCGGUCUCGCCGUCAAAUUACCUACGACAGUCGCUCCCGUUCAGCUAUUUGACGGUGCAAGUCAACAAUGCAUGGGGACGUGAUAUUCAGAUAUACUCGGACAUUGACGGGAGGUGGACUGGCCGGGAACAUCGCACAGUCCACAACUUUGAGGAACAUGGCAAACUGCUGUUCCACUCCCUGUCGGUCGAAGAUGCCCCUCGAUAUGCAGAAGAUCGCGAUAUGGCCCUGUGGGGACAGGCAAUUCUUGCUUCGCGUGCGGAAGGCUCACGAAACCUUUCAGCACUUGCUGGACCUCCUCAGGUCGUUCGCACUGCUUUUGCGACGAAUGGCAACCUAGAUGAAGAAGGAUCCGCUUGGUCCCCAAAAAGUGUUGUAGCUCUUGCGCAUGACUUGGGGAAUAUCGUCGGUGACGCUUCUGUGACCUUUGCUGUCGGUUAUGAGAGAAAGGAUGCGAUCAAUUACCUCGGUGACGCAUACACCGGUUUCUAUCGAUCGGGAUAUCCCACAACUCGCGAAGCUCUCUCAUUCUUCUUGGACGACUUUGAGGAUGCUCGACUAGAAUCUUGGAAACUGGACGAUGAACUCUCUGCUUUUGCCACCGCCGCUGCCGGUCCCAAAUAUGCAGACAUCGUAACUCUGUCAACUCGUCAAGCAUAUGGAGGCAUCGACUUGACAAUCCCCAACGACUCACUCAACACUGAUCAAGUGCUAGCUUUCAUCAAAGAGCUCUCUAGUGACGGAAAUGUGAAUACAAUCGACAUUAUUAUGCCAGCCUUCCCAAUAUACUGGGUGAUGGAUCCUGACUGGAUCCGCCUGUUGCUGGAACCCGUCAUCCUGUACCUGGAUGCUGGGCGGUGGAAACUCCCCUAUACCAUCCACGACCUCGGAUCUCAUUAUCCUCACGCCAUUGGUCAUGAUGAUCAGCGAGCAGAGCCCAUGCCCAUUGAAGAAUCUGGGAACCUCCUCAUUCUGGCGCUCGCAUAUGUCCGUGCCACGGGCGAUGCAAGCUGGAUCAAUCAGUAUAUGGAUAUUUUCCAGAAAUAUGCCGACUAUCUGGUCGAAAACAGCAUCAAUAUAGCCGAACAGCUCUCGUCCAACGAUGCGGCUGGUCCACUAGCAAAUGAGACAAAUCUGGCUAUCAAGGCGGCCAUAGGCAUCAAGGCAUAUGGAGAGUUGAGCGGAGAUCAUAGAUAUUCCCAGAUUGGAGAUGAGCAUGCAGAUAUCAUCUUCGGACAAAGAUUGGGCACUGACGAGAGCCAAAGUCAUUUCGUGCUGGAAUACCCCGACAAGCCAAAUACGUGGAAAACUCCAUAUAAUCUUUACCCGGACGUUCUACUGGGUCUAGAGACAUUCCCCAAUGAAGCAUACUCGAUGGGUAGUAAGUUCUUCUCGACCGUUCGCGGAGAAUAUGGCGUGGCAUUGGAUAAUCGACAAGACUGGGCCAAAUCCGAUUGGAACAUGUGGCUGGCAGGCACUUUUGAGACGAGCACACGCGACGAGUUUGUCGAUGACCUGUGGGCAUUCAUGACCAAUGGGAAGCACAACUGGCCCUUUUCGGAUCGCUACGUCUCUACUUCUGCGCAUGGCAGUGAACCGGGUAUCCCAAUACUAUGCCGUGCUCGUCCAACUGUUGGUGGUCAUUUUGCUUUGCUAGCAUUGAAAGGCCCUAGUUCUCUCCUAUCACUGUCAACUUACAAAUCUCAUGCUACUAGAGGUUCGCGAUAUGAGAGGUUCAUGGAUCCUGCUGGUGAGUUGUGAUGAGUAGACACGUACGUACUCUGUGGACUCGACAGCUGUAUGUUCUUAGUCAGUAUCAGUAUCGUCUUCAUUCCAAAAAAAACCUGGAUUUUUAUCCAUCUGUCUAAAC